Lucilia cuprina (Australian sheep blowfly) is the source of this 375-nucleotide messenger RNA. RefSeq names its product probable 26S proteasome complex subunit sem1 (gene Sem1). Bases 60 to 275 code for a protein of 71 amino acids. NCBI's taxonomy places the organism in Eukaryota, Metazoa, Arthropoda, Insecta, Diptera, Calliphoridae. Gene Ontology annotation, biological process: proteasome assembly; mRNA export from nucleus; double-strand break repair via homologous recombination. The transcript is spliced from 2 exons. The record is from RefSeq and is a predicted model, not a curated record. Gene Ontology annotation, cellular component: proteasome complex; proteasome regulatory particle, lid subcomplex.
AAAAAAGUAAUUUUUGCAACAUUUUUUUAAACAUUUAAUAAAUAAAUCCUAACUUAAACAUGUCUGCUGACAAGGAAAAGACCACAAAAGGUGAUUUAGGUUUAUUGGAAGAAGAUGAUGAAUUUGAGGAGUUUCCCGCAGAAGACUUCAAUGCCGUGCAGGAAGAUGAGGAUGAAGUAAACGUGUGGGAAGACAAUUGGGAUGAUGAUAAUGUGGAAGAUGAUUUUAACGUACAACUUAAGGCUCAUCUGGAAAAGCAAGCCAUGGAAACGUAAAAAAACAAGAAUGUAAAUAAACAUUUUUCUUUAAUAAUUUAAGCAUUUUUUUGUAAAUUUAAUUGAAAAAAAACAUAAAUAAAAAAGGAAUAUAAGUAAA